This is a messenger RNA of Sycon ciliatum, 4689 nucleotides long. RefSeq names its product ATP-citrate synthase-like. The transcript has 31 exons. The coding region runs from base 119 to 3448 and encodes 1109 amino acids. Gene Ontology annotation, biological process: fatty acid biosynthetic process; citrate metabolic process; acetyl-CoA biosynthetic process. The record is from RefSeq and is a predicted model, not a curated record. Gene Ontology annotation, molecular function: ATP citrate synthase activity. Lineage: Eukaryota; Metazoa; Porifera; Calcarea; Leucosolenida; Sycettidae. Gene Ontology annotation, cellular component: cytosol.
CAAACAAAGGGGCAAGGUCAUUUCCAAAUCAUUUCACGUGUGUGGUUGUCGGAGUGAGGUUGGAGUAUUUUUCAGUGUUCUAUGCGGAGAGGUUCUUACUGCUCCUCGCGCAGCAAGGAUGUCGGCCAAAGCCGUGCGUGAGGUUGAUGGCAAGAGCAUCUUGGCUCGCCACCUGCCGACUGCUCUUGGAGAGCGCUCGUCCUGUCUGUCUCAGUGCAGAUGCGUUGCUGUCAAGUCGGACACCGACUUGAGCGCCCUGUCGCGGUCCGCAGGAGAGAGCUGGCUGGCUAACACGGAACUUGUGGCAAAGCCGGAUCAAUUGAUCAAGCGUCGCGGUAAGCUGGGACUGAUCAAGGUAAAGGCAAGCCUGGACGAGGCGGAUGGCUGGAUUCGCGAACGUAUGGGCAAGCAAGUCACGGUUGGAGAGACCACCGGAACGCUGAACACGUUCAUUGUGGAGCCAUUCGUCGCACACUCUCAGGAUGAAGAGGUGUAUGUGUGUAUACACUCAACGCGAUCAUGUGACACGAUAUUAUUUCAUCACGAAGGCGGUGUGGACAUCGGUGAUGUUGACGCCAAGGCGAAGAAACUCGACGUUCCCGUGGGAACCACGCCAAGCAGGGAGAGUCUAGAGCAGCUCACCGCAGCAGCACCUUCCUCCAUACACGGCCUGCUAGUUGAUUUCAUCGUAGCUCUAUACAAGGUCUAUGUGGAUCUGUACUUCACCUAUCUGGAGAUCAAUCCGCUUGUCAUACACGACGGCCUAGUGUACAUUCUGGAUCUAGCGGCAAAACUCGACGCCACGGCGGAAUAUCUCUGCAAGGCCACGUGGGGCGAUGUGGCUUAUCCACCGCCAUUUGGACGUGACGCCUACCCAGAGGAGGCGUACAUUGCCGACAUGGAUGCCAAGAGCGGCGCGUCGCUCAAACUGACGGUUCUCAAUCCGCAAGGCCGCGUCUGGACCAUGGUUGCUGGAGGUGGUGCCUCAGUGAUUUACAGCGAUACAAUCUGCGACCUGGGAUUCUGUGAUCAGCUGGCUAACUAUGGCGAGUACUCUGGCGCUCCAAGCGAGUCGCAGACGUUUGAGUACGCCAAGACCAUCCUCUCUCUCAUGACCAAGGAGAAGGACGAUCGUGGAAAAGUGUUGAUCAUUGGCGGCGGAAUUGCCAACUUCACAAACGUUGCCGCUACGUUCAAGGGUAUCGUGCGUGCACUACAGCAAUACCAGCAAGCACUGCUGGAGCACAAAGUGAAGAUAUUCAUACGGCGCGGCGGCCCAAACUACCAGGAAGGACUGCGCGUGAUCAGCGAAUGCGGAGGCAAGCUGGGUCUGGACAUGUACGUGUUUGGACCGGAAACUCACAUGACUUCUAUCGUGUCCAUGGCGCUGGAUAAAAUCCCAAUCCCACGCGGCCCGUCCCCAGAAGGGGGUAACGAUGACGCAUUCGCGGGCAAUGCCGGCGUUGCGAGCGCUUGGAGCAGCCCUGGACUUCAGCGAGCAUCAUCAAUCGCAUCGGAGCCGGGCACAUCGGAAGCAAGCUCUGCCUCAGCCACUGACAGCACUGCAGCAUCAGCUGAAUUGGCGGCGUCAACAGCCCCAUCCCCUACCUCUCUGUUCACAGCUAAGACCAGAGCAGUGGUGUGGGGAAUGCAGAUACGCGCAGUCCAGGGUAUGCUGGAUUUCGACUUCUCCUGCAGUCGUUCACAACCAUCUGUGGCCGCCAUGGUCUACCCGUUCACUGGCAAUCAUCGUCAAAAGUUCUAUUGGGGAGCCAAGGAGGUUUUCAUUCCCGUUUACGGGAAAAUGGCAGAAGCGAUGGAGAAGCAUCCGGAUAUCGAUACGAUGAUCAGUUUUGCAUCACUGCGUUCGGCGUACGAAAGCACUAUGGAGGUCCUGGAGUUCCCUCAGAUUCGCAGUGUGUCCAUCAUUGCCGAGGGCAUCCCUGAGAACCUGACGCGCAAGAUGAUCGUGGCCGCCAGCAAGAAGAACGUCGCUAUCAUCGGCCCCGCAACGGUCGGAGGUAUCAAGCCGGGAUGUUUCAAGAUUGGAAACACCGGCGGAAUGCUCGACAACAUCCUCAACUCCAAACUCUACCGGCCUGGCAGUGUUGCGUACGUGUCUCGUUCCGGCGGUAUGUCCAAUGAGCUGAACAACAUCAUCUCUCGAAACACGGACGGAGUGUUUGAAGGCGUCGCCAUCGGUGGAGACCGUUACCCGGGCACCACGUUUCUCUAUCAUCUGCUGCGUUUCCAUGACGAACCCGGAGUUCAGCUUAUCGUCAUGCUUGGAGAGGUUGGUGGCGUUGAGGAGUACGAGGUGAUUGAGGCCAUGAAGGAUGGACGCAUCACUAAACCGCUUGUUUCCUGGUGUAUCGGUACAUGCGGCAGCUUCUUCUCCUCCGAAGUUCAAUUUGGCCAUGCCGGUUCCAGUGCGAACUCCACCAAGGAAACAGCAGCGGCUAAGAACAAGGCCCUUCGCGAGGCUGGUGCACAUGUGCCGUCGAGUUUUGAAGAUCUUGGCAUCACGAUACAAAAGACGUUUGAGCAUCUGAAGGUGGACGGCAAGAUUCCCGUCCGGCCCACGGUCACACCGCAGCGCGUACCAAUGGACUACACGUGGGCUCAGGAGCUCGGUCUUAUUCGCAAGCCAGCUUCGUUCAUGAGCAGUAUCUCGGACGAGCGCGGUCAGGAACUCUCCUACGGCGGUAUGCCCAUCAGCCAUGUCUUCAAGGAGGAUCUUGGCGUCGGAGGAGUGCUGAGUCUGCUGUGGUUUCAACGCCGGUUGCCGGAAUACGCUUUGAAGUACAUUGAGAUGUGCCUUAUGAUCACCGCAGAUCACGGGCCAGCUGUGUCCGGUGCGCAUAACACCAUUGUGACAGCGCGUGCUGGCAAGGAUCUUAUUUCCUCGGUGACCUCUGGUCUACUCACCAUUGGUGAUCGUUUUGGUGGUGCUCUCGACGACUCUGCCAAGCUGUUCUCCGAAGCCUACGACAGCAAUCAGUUGCCGAUGGAGUUUGUCAACUCCAUGCGCCGACAGCACAAACUCAUUCCCGGAAUUGGACAUCGCGUCAAGUCUCUGAACAACCCUGAUCAACGUGUGGUGAUCCUGCGUGACUUUGCGCUAGCCAACUUCCCAGCCACGCCACUUAUGUCUUAUGCGUUGGAGGUGGAGAAGAUUACGACAGCCAAGAAACCCAACCUGAUUCUGAAUGUCGAUGGCGUGAUUGCCACGUCGUUCGUGGACCUUCUGCGCAACUGUGGCGCUUUCUCACGGCAAGAAUCCAAUGAGUAUAUUUCUAGCGGUGUGCUGAACGGUUUCUUCGUGCUCGGUCGUACGAUGGGAUUUAUCGGUCACUAUCUGGAUCAGAAGCGCUUAAAGCAGGGUCUAUACCGUCACCCCUGGGACGAUAUCUCCUACAUCAACCCGCGCGACCUGGACAGACACUGACUCUAAAUCGCCUGCCUGGUCCUCAGCUGGCGGUGGCCGUCGGCGACUUCACUAGUGUUGGGUCGUCACGGUUACCCGCUGACUGUCGGUGCCACGUGCCACUACUUCCCUGUCGCCCUCCGCUUAGGUAGCCCCCUCUAACCCAGACACUCUGAAUGCGUGUAAGUUAUUUUGUAGCAUCCGGAAUAUUCUACGACGACCACCCCCGUGCCGCAGAUAGCCAUAGCGCUAGUAGGCUUGACCCUAGAAAGCUAGUCAUAACGCCAAAGCCACCGUAGUAGAUAACGUCCUACCUGUCCUCAUCCUACUUUCGCUGAGUGCGUCUGACAUGAGUGCUGGGAGUCGCUCCCUCGACCUCCUCUGGGCAUGACGCUGCUGCCCAGUAGUGGUCAAUCUGAUUGACUCAGGACCUCUCUCUCUCUCUCUCUGCCGCAAUGUGCAGCUAUUUGCAUGGUGGUGUAUUUAAAUAUUCUCCGUGUAUCUCCCACCACCAGCACCCCCGACCGUGGAGGUGGUGGUGGUGGGUGCAAUCUCACACGUUUGCACACGCUGCAUAAACAUACGCGCUCGCGUACGGACGGACGUGUGCGCGUACGAACGUAAGUGCGCGCGCAUGCAAGAUCACUUGUGUGCAGUCCCCCGUCGUCCUGUCCGUAUCGUACCGCUUGCCGUGGGCACUCCGUGGCGCUGUUUGCACCGCCGUACUUCGUAAUGUAGUCCUCCAGUCCACUCUGCCAUGCUCUGAUGGCGAAAUGUAUGACAAACUGGCUGCUAUGUCCUACAACUACUUCUACUACUGCCCUCGUUCUGCUCGUAGCAGCAGCAGUGUAGUAUAGAUGCGAUCAACAAUGGCCCUGUGGCCAUGCCCUACGCCCCCCCCCCCCCCACCCCUCCCCCCUCCCUCCCUGACUUCAACCAAGUUCGACCAGCAACAUGUUUUAUCUCUGCUCCCUGAGAAAAGCUCACAAAAAUCUGGCCUGGAUUGGGGAUUUUUAGCUCUUUCGUAUCAUGAUCCUUACUUCUGUAUUCUUUCGUAGUGGCGAAUUCCGGAAAUCCCUCUCUCGCCCGGCUCCCUUAUGUUUCAACUUUUAUGUUGUGUGCUCUAUGCUUUUACCCCUCCUUUGUUUUGAACAAUAUUUUAUGUAUUCUGCAUUCCCUGGUUUACAUUUCUGGAUUAUUUCCAUAACUGGCGGGAUUUCCUUCGGGCGAAGCUGCUCGUUAUCGUGUAUUUUUAAAAUUCA